Molecule: messenger RNA, 2897 nt
Organism: Micropterus dolomieu (smallmouth bass)
Lineage: Eukaryota; Metazoa; Chordata; Actinopteri; Centrarchiformes; Centrarchidae
Product: calcium uptake protein 3, mitochondrial-like
Exons: 14
Coding region: 51-1547 (498 amino acids)
Biological process (GO): mitochondrial calcium ion homeostasis; calcium import into the mitochondrion
Cellular component (GO): uniplex complex
Molecular function (GO): calcium ion binding
Source: RefSeq, a predicted model, not a curated record
AAAGUUAUUAUCAUAGCAGCACAGCGGCAGCAACAACAACAGCAGCAGCAAUGGCCGCUUUCCGCAGAGUGUCAGCGCUGGCCGGUAAGCUAAACCUCUGGUCGGCGGCGAGAAACGAGUUUGUCGGUGGUCAGACGGUCAAUGGAGGAAGGACACGGAGGUGUCUGGCUGUCGGGAUGUGUCUUGCAACAGGAGGCGCCGUGGCGCUUUACUUCUACAACGAUACGACGAGCGGCAGAGGCAGGAAGAGGAUGGAGAGUCACAGCAUCAACGGCUUGCUACCGUCCAUCCCGACCGUGGAAGCCAAGGAGAAGGGACGUCCGUUUGACUUCGAUGAUGGAGACGUGUACAUGUCAUCCCACGAGCAUCGCUUCCGCACGUUCAGCUCUGUGGAGUAUGAUGGGCAGCUGUACAUGACUCCACAGAACUUCAUCGAGUCAGUCACCAUGAGCGAACCCAGGAACAAGAAGCCCUGGAGGUCCCUGACCAAACAGGAGCUGGAGAAGAUUUUGACAGAAACUCCACCAGUAUGGCGAGGAUCCUCCAAACUGUUCCGCAACCUGAGAGAACGAGGCAUCAUCUCAUACACAGAGUACCUGUUCCUGCUCUGCAUCCUUACAAAGCCCCAUGCUGGCUUUAAGAUUGCUUUCAAUAUGUUUGAUGCAGACGGCAACCAGAUGGUGGACAAGAGGGAGUUCUUGGUGCUUCAGGAGAUCUUCCGGAAGAAAAAUGAGAAGAGAGGGAGGAAAGGAGAUGCUGAUAAGUCAGCACAGCUGAGUAUGCAGCUCUAUGGAUAUCAGGUUGCCCCCAUGAACAGCGUGCUAAAAAAAGACAGUCAAGAGUUUGUGGCGCGGAGUUACUGGGACAUUCUGAGGCGAAGCGCCAGUCAAGUCCUCUUUUCUGAUCUGGCGGAGCGAGCAGAUGAGAGCAUCACCAUUGACACCACCCUACUGGUCCAUUUCUUUGGGAAGAAAGGGAAGGCAGAGCUUACGUUUGAUGACUUCUACAGGUUUAUGGAUAACCUUCAAACAGAAGUGUUGGAAAUUGAGUUUCUGACCUACUCUAAAGGGAUGACCACCAUCAGUGAAGAAGACUUUGCUAAAAUCCUUCUGCGCUUCACCAAUGUGGAAAACAUCAGCGCCUACCUGGAGAAUGUCCGCCAGUGUAUACCUGAUGAGAAGGGAAUCACCUUUGAUGAGUUUAGAUCCUUCUUCCAGUUUCUCAACAACCUCGAGGACUUUGCCAUUGCCAUGCAGAUGUACAAUUUCGCCGCUCGCUCCAUUGGACAAGAUGAGUUUGCGAGAGCUGUGUAUGUGGCCACUGGGCUGAAGCUGACCCGUCACCUCGUACACACCAUCUUCAAGAUCUUUGAUGUAGAUCACGAUGACCAGCUCUCCUACAAAGAGUUCAUCGGGAUAAUGAAGGACCGUCUGAACAGGGGUGCCAGGGUGAAGGACCGACACCACACCUCCUUCCCUAGCUGUGUUCGCUCCGGGGCCAGAAGACAAAUGCACCAGCUCUGGAGGAGGUACAAGGAGAAGCUGUAGAAGGAAGAGGUGGAGAAGACAGAAAAAAAACAUGAAGGAAGAAGUCUGAUGAUGGAAUAAAUCAAACUGAGCUCUGACAUGUAUAGUAUUUUUAAGGCCAGAUCUCCAGUGGACCAACAAUGCAGAUAACUACGAGCAUGACCGCACACAGCUGACUGACGCUCUGAAAGCUGAUAACAAGCAAUGCCAUCCUGUCAUCUUGAUGCCAAUCAUGCCAUGCAUGACUUACAGUGUACUAAAACAAAACAGAUUUAAAUUGCAAUACGACUUUACUCUCCAAGCAUGGCUCCUCCGCAACAGUCAGUAAAACUGCAACUAAUCAUUAUUUCUAUUUUGGAUAAAUCUGUCAAUUUUUAAAAUUAAGCUUUAAAAACAUGUUUUAAUUAACUUACUUAUUCUGGCCAGCCUAUACAUAAAAAGUAUUCAUUUUAUUACAAUAUUAUACAGUAUAUAUAAGCAAGUGUUAGCAUGUUUGAACUUCUACCAAACAAAUGCUAUUUUCACUAAAUUAAGUUACCAAUCACUUAUCAAAACUAUGAGGUAUGCUUUUUUAAACUAAGAAUACCUAGUUGACCUGCUGCACUGAACUGCACAACUGAUAGAGCACAACAAUAAUUAAAUAACAUUAUUUGAUGAUGAACGUUAUCCAUAAUAACAGGAAUAUACAAGUAAUAUAUUAACAGAUAGCAGAACACUAAAAUUAAAUAAUUAAAUGGGGUAUGUAUAGUCCUCAUCUCAUUUUAAUCAUCUCAGUCUUUUUUCCCUUAAAUUUUGUUUGAUCUCAUCUUGCUGGUGUAGUUGUUGUUUUUUAUUGUACUAAGAGAGAAUAUAAACACUAUUGCUACCGUUUAGCAGUGCUAUAUCCUUUGACCUGGAUGUGACAGCUGUUUUCUUUUGCAAUUUCAAUAUUUGACAUGAAUGAAUCCUUAAUGUCUUGACCUCUUCUGUGUCUUAGUCGCAUGUAUAACAUAUGGUUAUAUACUUAUCCACAUAUGUGCCUUCUAUACAUUCCCUUUCUCAUCUGAAAAAUGUCACAUAGGAAACCACACUUUUUCAGGAAAAUAAUUAAGCACUGUGUAGCUUUUAACAGCAACGGAACUGGAUAACGUGCAUUGAACAUGAAUGAAUUAUUCAUUCAUUCAAUUAAUCAUUUAUUGUUGAUAACAUGUCUUAGUGUGAAAUAUGGAAAUUAGUUUGAAUAUAUUGAAAUGAAGGAAGAAGUCGGGAAUGGUGGGGGUUUGCCAAGUUUAUUUCUCAUAAUGUAAAUUAUUGUCAUUGUUCCCAAUGAUUCAUGUAUUUGUGCAUCAGUGGACCUGGUGAAUUCAUGCAUGAAUAAAGACAUUCACUGAG